CAUGCGCACAGUGGAUUUAAACUCGCAGCGGAGAGUUUUCUUUUCACUCGGACGUUUGCGUCGUCUGUAAACCGACAUGUAGCCUCCUGCUCGGGCUCUCGUGUCUCUUUUAAUGUAGUACGUUUUGUUUUUAGGCCAUAUUUUAACCGGAUAUCUUCGUUUCGGGAGCUGCCGUGCGUCUGGCGGAGCUGGUUCGGUGUCCGGGAGUUUCGCGGUGGCCGCCGGUGCGGAGAGGACACAGAGGCGGGAUGUUGGCCACGCUCCGGCGGUCGGCAGCUCUCUGGAUCACCGCUGUGCUCCUCCUGUGUCGGGUGGAGGCGCAGUACUCCAGCGACCAGUGCAGCUGGAGAGGGAGUGGUUUGAGCCAUGAGUCUCAUCGUAGAGACGUGGAGCAGGUCUACCUUCGCUGCUCUCAGGGGUCUCUGGAGUGGCUCUACCCCACUGGGGCCAUCAUUGUCAACCUUCGACCGAACACAGAGCCCUCAUGGGGACGCGCAGCAGGGGUUCAUGCGUGCAUAAAGCCCCAGCCGUACUCCCAGGGUUCUCAUGUGUAUCUGGAGCGUGAAGGAGACCUGCAGAUGCUGCUUGCAGAGAAGGAGCAAGUUCUGGGCACGGUGCACUGUUUCAGCCUGGCAGAGGGGGCUCUGUUUGUGGAGGCCAUCCCACAGACAGACAUCAGCAGGAGGAUCACCGCUUUCCAGUAUGAGCUGGUGCCCCUCCAGGGACCAGGGGCCCACAUGUACCCAUACCUGCAUCCUGCUUCAGUUUCCUGUAAACCCUGUUCAGAUGAAGAGGUCCUCGUGGCCGUGUGCUCCAGCGACUUCGCUGGCGUUGGUGUGUUUCGAGGCGUGGCAUCAGGUCCAAGCGAGCACUCCUUGGUUGUGGUGACUCUCAGUCGGCUGUUUCGUCAAAAGAGCGGCGUGUUCGCGUGGGGCGGAGCCAGAGGACGGGGCUGGAGUGGACGUGUGAACGUUCCCGGACGUUGUGGCGUGCAUCCAGGACAGGACGAGUACCUUCUGACCGGAUCCACCCAUUUUAGUGAGGCAUGGCUCGGCUGUGCACCUCGCUACAAGGACUUCUUGAAGCUGUACGCCGAAGCACUGAACACAGGGACGAACCCUUGUCAAAUAGACACGAACUGA
Nematolebias whitei (Rio pearlfish) is the source of this 1142-nucleotide messenger RNA. RefSeq names its product meteorin like, glial cell differentiation regulator b (gene metrnlb). The record is from RefSeq and is a predicted model, not a curated record. Gene Ontology annotation, biological process: positive regulation of brown fat cell differentiation; energy homeostasis. The transcript is spliced from 5 exons. Bases 249 to 1142 code for a protein of 297 amino acids. Lineage: Eukaryota; Metazoa; Chordata; Actinopteri; Cyprinodontiformes; Rivulidae. Gene Ontology annotation, molecular function: hormone activity.